Molecule: messenger RNA, 3331 nt
Organism: Chlamydomonas reinhardtii
Lineage: Eukaryota; Viridiplantae; Chlorophyta; Chlorophyceae; Chlamydomonadales; Chlamydomonadaceae
Exons: 7
Coding region: 49-3111 (1020 amino acids)
Biological process (GO): ceramide biosynthetic process; sphingolipid catabolic process
Cellular component (GO): cell periphery; membrane; endoplasmic reticulum
Molecular function (GO): glycerophospholipase activity
Source: RefSeq, a predicted model, not a curated record
CAAACUUUAUUUGGCUGGCCACAUAUCGAGAUUUGCAGUGCUUCCAUUAUGAACAACAAGGAUGUGGAUCGCCACCUCAGCCCGGAGCUGCUGGAGGCGAUCGCGGCCUUCCUGCCGCCCAACGACGUGGCAGCCAGUAUGAGGCUGCUCAGCAGGAGCUGCCGCCAGCUAUUUGCGGGCGCCACCACCAUCCGCCUCUCCCAGCCCGUGCCGACCCACGCCUUUGCCUGGCGCUGGUCCGGCCCGGCCUCCGCUGCCCGGGCGGCGACCAUGCCGCUGGCCCGCCGGCGGCAGCUGCUCACACUCACCGCGAGCUCGGGCGUACUUGAGAACUACAUGACCGCACAUGCGGCUGCAGGCUGCCUGCCCGACGCCGCCGUACUGGGCGCCGCCGCGGCCGCGGGCGCGCUGCCCCUCAUGGAGCACCUACUGGACCUGGCCUGUCCCGCCACACUGCCGCCAGCGCCCCAGCAGGCGCAUGAGGCAGAUGCAGCAGGGGCAGGAGCGGCAGACGGCAGCAGCAGCAGCAGCAGCAGCAGCAGCAGCAGUAGCAGUAGCGGUCGCGCUCGGCCGCACGCGCUGUGCGCUGCGGCGGAGGCGGGCCAGCGGGCGGCGUGCGAGCUGCUGCUGCGCAGAGGCGCGGCCUGGAGCGAGGCGGCGGUGCGGGGGGCGGCGCGAGGUGGGCACGUGGGACUGGCGCGCUGGCUGCGGCGCCGGCGCCCCGCAGGCAAGCGCGACUGCCACGCAGGCCAGCUGCUGCUGGCGGUGGCGGCUGGCCUGGACCUACCCGCACUGCAGCGGCUGGAAGGCACAUGGGCGGCGGAGGCGGAGGCGCGUCGCGCCGCUGCCGCCCGCGCCCUCACCUCACUGCGAGCCACCGCCGCCGCUGUGGCGUCCACAGAGCAGGCCGUCAAUGCGGCGCUGGCGCUCACACACGAUCGCGAGCGGUCUCAGCAGGUGGAGGAGGACAGGGUCGCGGCGACCAGCAACGCCGCAACCCUGACGGACGUCGCGCGCAAGCUGGCUGCGGCCACAGUCGAGCUGGCUGAGCAGGAGGAGGCGUUCUACUGCAGCCGGCCUACCGUGGAGCCGGCUCUGCCUCAGGUGGGAUCGGCAUCUGCGCUGGGCACCGCAGUGGCGGGGGGCUCGGCAAGCGCCCCCGCAGCGCUACAGGCAGCGGAGGACGAGGACGACAGUGAUACUGGCAGUGAGAAGGACGUGUGGGGCCGCGACGCCGCCAGCGCCGCACCGCACCCGUGCCUGGAGCCGUUCAAAGAGUUGGAGCUGGACGCCCACACGCGGUCGUACUUGCUGCAGGCGGCGGCGGGCAGCCCCCGGCCGGACUGGCGGGACAAGGUGGAGUGGCUGGAGGGGCGGGGGUACGUGCCGAGUGCCGAGGCCACGUAUCGCGCCGCGCAUCGGCCUGACGGUGCGGAGCGGCUUGCCUGGCUGUGCUCCCGCAGUGACGAGCUGCGAAGAGCCCGACAGCAGCAGGCGCAGCAGGCACAGCAGCAGGCGCAGCAGCAGCAGGCGCAGCAGCAACAGCAGGCGCAACAGGCGGCAGGCGGCGCCGCCGCCGCCAUGGGUGCAGCCGCCGGUGCCGGUGCUGGGGAUGGUGUGGCCGACGGGGAGGGGGAUCAGUGGCGGGGUCAGAAGGAGGGGUACUACGAGCCGGACGAAGGCACGGUGAUGGCGGCGGUGGAGGCGCCUGAUCCGGCAGUGCUGCGGCUGGUGCUACAGCGCAUGUCGGCGACACGGCGGCGACAGAUGCGCGGAGGCGAAGGCGAGCAUGGUGGCGGUGAGGGCGAUGAGGACGGAGGCGGAGGCAUGCAUUUGCAGCAACAGGUGCAGGCGCAGCAGCAGCAGGCGGCGGCGGCCCUGCCUCUUGGACCGCUGCCGCUGCCGGUGCUGUUUGAGGCCGCGGCUGUUGCAGCGCGCGGCGGUCGGCUGGCGGCGCUUCAGCUGCUAGGCACCGUGGCGUUGGAGGAGGAGUGGGAGGACGGGAUGGGAGGGGGCCCGGUGGAUGUCGCAGACGGCAUCUGGCUGCAGCCUUGGCUCCUGCGCAUGGGCUGGCGAUUGCUGGCGUUGGCGGCUGAGGGCGGCAACAUGCCGUGCUUCAGGUGGCUUGUGGACUGCGGCGCGGUGCGUGUGCCGCUCCACCUGCUCGCCCACGUCCUGCUGCCCGCUGCCGCCAGGUCGGGCACUCUGUGGCUGCUGCGGCGGCUGCUGUCGACCGACAUGGAGUUCGGAAUGGCGGGGCUGGGCGCGGCGGCGCCGUCUGGGGAUGCACAACGAGCGCUGCCGGGGGCCGUGGCGAGCGGCUGCGUUGCGGCGGUGCAGCUGUUGACGGCGGCGGUGGAGCAGGCUGCCCUGCGUCCGUCGCUGUACCUGGCCGCGGCCCGGCAUGACGACCUGCUGCUGCUGCGGCACCUGGCCACACAGCUGGCCUGCCCCUGGACGGCAGGAGGAGGAGCAGGAGGAGGAGCAGGAGGAGGAGGAGGAGGAGGAAGAGGAGGAGGAAGAGGAGGAGGAGGAGGAGGAGGAGGAGGGACACAACAGCAGGCGGCGGAGGCGGCGGCAGCAGCGGCAGCAGGCCCGGCGGCGGCAGCAGGCCUGGCGGCGGCAGCAGGCCUGGCGGCGGCGGCGGCGGACGCUGCGGAUGGCGAUGGUGGUGAUAAGGGUGGAGGUGGAGUUGAUGGGAGUGGUGGUGAUGAUUGUGAUGGGGAUGGGUACGGUGGCAUUGGAGCUGGCGCAGGAGCCUUUCUUCGGGCGCCGCCGCCGGCCGAUGAGAUGCACGUGCUGGCCAGUGCGGUGUACAGCAUUUGUGAUGACGGUACUGUUGUUGGUGGUGGUGGAGAUGGUGGUGGCGGUGCAGGAGGAGGAGCAGGAGGCGGUGGCGCGGGGGGCGGCCGGGCGCUGUGUGCGGCACAGGUAGGCACGCUGCGGCUGCUUGUGGAGCUCGGCUGCCCCGUGCCCGACUGGCAGCGCCUGGCUGCGGCAGUGGCGCUGCGGCGGCGGGCGGAGGUGGACGAGGACGGUGGGCGGGGCCUGGCGGCCUGGAUGCGCCAGGUGGUGGAGGGUAGGAAGCAGCAGCCAGGCACGCAGCAGUGAUGGGUGAUUGUGGGCAGGAGCAGCGGCCCAUGGGGCGGCGCCGCCGUCACCUCAUCCCUGGAAUGCAUUGACAAUGCCAGGGAGGUCAGGCUGGAUUGGGUCUGAUGACUACUGCGUAGGAGAUAGUACUGGACGGGUGCGCGCAACCGUAUAGCCAUGGGUUGCAGUUUGGACACUCGUUGGCAUACGGCACUGUACAACUUUACAUAAACCUAACAAC